GCUGGACCAUUGAUCAAAGUGACAAUUUGUAAGGACAAAGAAGGAAAACCUAAGUCUUUUGGAUUUGUCUGCUUUAAGCACAAAGAAUCAGUGCCUUAUGCAAUAGCUUUGCUGAAUGGAAUCCGUUUGUAUGGAAGACCCAUUAAAGUGCAGUAUCGGUUUGGGAGUUCUCACUCAUCAGAACUGAACAGCCCUACACAUGGUUUUGAGAACUAUAUUGACUUAUAUUCACCUUCAUCUAGGUAUCAAGAGCCUUAUGGAAAUCCCCCAUUUCCUGUUACUCCUUUUCCAAUGAACAAUAGUUUACCUCAUGAAUACUCAGGCUUUCAAAAGAUGAUGAACCAUUUUUUAGCACAGCAGUACCCAGUACAGAGUCCAAUGGGUCAACAAUUUCCUUACUAUCAGAUGACUCCACCACUGCCUUGCAAUUUAUCCUUUUCUCCCUGUCUGAAUCAAGCUGCAAAUUUUAAGUCUGCACAGAGUUCUUUUGAAUUGGCCCUGCCACAUUCAAGUGACUGGGAAGUGCACCGGGUGGAUGAAAGCACCUCUAAAAGAAAGAGAGAACAGCGAAACUGUGACAGUGACUCUAGUAUUGAGGAUGACAAAAUGAGACAAAGAGAACGUGACCAAAAAUACAAGAAGCGCAAAGCCAAGAAAAAGACACAUUAA
Molecule: messenger RNA, 669 nt
Organism: Tauraco erythrolophus (red-crested turaco)
Lineage: Eukaryota; Metazoa; Chordata; Aves; Musophagiformes; Musophagidae
Source: RefSeq, a predicted model, not a curated record